ACACAUAACAUGACAAUAAUGCCGAAUUAUCUAGUUGUUUUGCUACUAUCUGUCUCUGUUUUGCUUGGUGCAUUUUAUGUAAACACUGUAGAUCGAAGAAUAAUCCAAAUCAAAGAAGAGUUACUUCAACACGGAAAUGAAAAAAUGAGAGUAAAAGAAGAAUUAAAAUCGACCUUUGAAGCAAUUACGGAAGUGAAAGUAGAAUUUGAAUCGACAAUAAAGAAACUUAAACAAGAAUUGGAAUCGACCAGAAAGGAACUCAAACAAGAAUUGGAAUCUACCAGAAAGGAACUUAAACAAGUGCAAGUAGAAUUAGAUUCAACGAGAGAUGAACUUGGUAAAGAAAUUAUAGAAAAGAACAAUGCACGCGGGGAAGAACUAGGCCUUAUUCGAGAAGAUGUAAAUGAGAUUAAAAAGGCACCAAGAACCACACAAGGAUGUUUGUCUGGAGUCUUUGGCGAGUAUGCAUCAGAGAUCAAAUUUCCAGCCUCAACCUACAUUACUUUCAAUCCACCAUUUACUGCUGUUCCAGCCUUAGUGUACGGAUUAUAUAUGUAUAACAGUUCGAAGGACUCAAAUGCUCGACUGGGGACAUAUGUUAGCAAUCUCUCUAAAUCUGGAUUUAAUCUACAAAUCAGUACCUGGGGAGAAACAAAAAUGUGGGGAGCUCGCAUUUCGUGGAUGGCUUGUCCUAAAUCAACUGAUAUCUAACUCAAAUAUGCGUACUUUAUUUAUUACAAAAAUGUUUUUGUUCGUGUGGUAUAUUUUAAAUUUAUACUUUAAUUUCUUUUUUUGGUUUCUUUUCUGUAGAAAGAUGAUUGGGAAAAUUCAAGCCCGAGUAACUUUUGGAGAGACAUGAAUAAUGAAUAGUUUAACACUGU
Mytilus trossulus (common blue mussel) is the source of this 881-nucleotide messenger RNA. RefSeq lists its product as uncharacterized. Gene Ontology annotation, biological process: cell adhesion. Lineage: Eukaryota; Metazoa; Mollusca; Bivalvia; Mytilida; Mytilidae. The record is from RefSeq and is a predicted model, not a curated record. The coding region runs from base 10 to 711 and encodes 233 amino acids. The transcript is spliced from 3 exons. Gene Ontology annotation, molecular function: carbohydrate binding.